AUGGCAAGAACAUUUACUAGAGGAGCACAUACAAUGAACUCCAUAUUUUCCAAGCCAACAAUAAGAAAACACUACAGCAAGGGCAACAGUUGUGCUGAUACAAUACGAGAUUCCAUGAAGGUGGAGGCUGAGGAAGUGAAGAAGAAGAGCAUGGCGGCAAAUCAUGAUGGAAGUUGCUGGGUUCCUCACGAUCGGACAGGGAUAUAUUAUCCCAAGGGCCAAGAGAAGGUGAUGGAAGAUGUUCCUGCAGAAGCUGUGAAGGAAACUGGGAUUAAUUGGUUUGCAAAUGCAUAGAUCUGUCCACGGAUCAAGAUUAU
Durio zibethinus is the source of this 317-nucleotide messenger RNA. The record is from RefSeq and is a predicted model, not a curated record. Lineage: Eukaryota; Viridiplantae; Streptophyta; Magnoliopsida; Malvales; Malvaceae.